This is a messenger RNA of Myotis myotis, 4925 nucleotides long. It is a transcript of the gene MAP3K14, whose product is annotated as mitogen-activated protein kinase kinase kinase 14. NCBI's taxonomy places the organism in Eukaryota, Metazoa, Chordata, Mammalia, Chiroptera, Vespertilionidae. The transcript has 18 exons. Gene Ontology annotation, biological process: positive regulation of canonical NF-kappaB signal transduction; protein phosphorylation. The record is from RefSeq and is a predicted model, not a curated record. The coding region runs from base 601 to 3468 and encodes 955 amino acids. Gene Ontology annotation, molecular function: ATP binding; protein serine/threonine kinase activity.
GUGGGCCCCGAGAACAGCGGUCGGCAGCCGGCGGCGGGAGAUCGCGGGCGAGGGGAGCGCGAGGGGAGCGCGACAGUCCUGCUUGGGGAGAUCGGCGCUCGGCCGGCCUGUGACCACUGUGUAUACUUGGCAGUGGAUGACCACAAAUAAGAGCAGGGAAGCGGUGGCCAUCAGAAGUGAGGACGGCUGGCAGAACCUUCUUUGAGCACCUUCCUACUUCUUGAGUCAUAACUGAUAAAACCCACAGUCCCCAGAAGAGAACAAAAAGGGGAGUGAAAUGAAAACCAAAACCGGGAGGAAUGGGCUUGCCCAUCUCCAGCCUUCUGCGUUAGUGGCCCUGCUGCCAGAACUCAUUGCCAGCCACAGAGAAUAAGACUGUAAGCUCCUCAAGCGACUGUGUCUUCUUCCUCAGUGUAUCCCCAGCGCCCAGCACAGGGCCCAACAGCCAAUGUGAGCUCAAAGAAUGCUGCUGUAAGAUGCUGCUGUUCUCUGCAGUGUGACAGGACACCGAAGCCAAGACUGUCCUCAUCCAUAAGGCCUCAGCCUGCCACCAAUUCGGGACGUUGAGGCUCUUUAUUGGGGUGAGCGUGAGCCUGGGAGAUGGCAGUGAUGGAAGUGGCCUGCCCAGGCGCUCCUGGCUCGGCGGUCGGGCAGCAGAAGGAGCUCGCCAAAGCCAAGGAGAAGACACAGGCCAUGGAGAAGGUGCACAGCUCCGUCAACAAGCUUGAGGCCGUGGAGAAGAGCCCCGUGUUCUGCGGGAAGUGGGAAAUCCUGAACGACGUGAUCACCAAAGGCACCGCCAAGGAAGGCUCCGAGGGAGGGCCGGCCGCCAUCUCCAUCAUUGCCCAGGCUGAAUGUGAGAAUAGCCAAGAGUUCAGCCCCACCUUUUCAGAGCGGAUUUUCAUCGCUGGGUCAAAACAGUACAGCCAGUCUGAGAGCCUUGAUCAGAUCCCCAACAAUGUGGCCCACGCAACUGAGGGCAAAAUGGCCCGUGUGUGUUGGAAGGGGAAGCGUCGCAGCAAAGCCCGGAAGAAACGCAAGAAGAAGAGCUCGAAGUCCCUGGCUCAGGCGGGAGUGGCCGUGGCCCGACCGCUCCCCAGAACCCCCGAGCAGGAGAGCUGCACAGUCCCUGUGCAGGAGGACGAGUCCCCACUUGGCUCCCCAUAUAUUAGCAACGCCCUCCAGUUCACCAAGCCUCUGAAGGAGCCAGGCCUUGGCCAACUCUGUUUUAAGAAACUUGGGGAAGGCCUACGGCCAGCACUGCCCCGGUCAGAACUCCACAAACUGAUCAGCCCUUUGCAAUGUCUAAACCACGUGUGGAAACUCCACCACCCCCAGGAUGUAGGCCCCCUGCCCCAGCCUGCUCACCCCUUCCCCUACGGCAGACUGCCCCAUCCCUUCCCAUUCCACCCCCUCCAGCCCUGGAAACCUCACCCCCUAGAGGCCUUCCUGGGCAAACUGGCCUGUGUAGACAGCCAUCAGCCCCUGCCUGGCCCACCCCUGAGCAAACUAGCCUAUAGAGACAGUCAGAAGCCGCUGCCUGGCCCACCCCUGGAGCCCAGCCGCCCACCUUGUGGCACUCAUGAGAAGUGUUCUGUGGAGGAGUACCUGGUGCACGCCCUGCAAGGAAGCGUGAGCUCCGGCCAGGCCCACAGCCUGGCCAGCCUGGCCAAGACCUGGUCGGCGGGGGGCUCCAGGCCCCAGAAGCCCAGCCCCAAAACUGAGGACAGCGAGGGAGUCCUGCUUACUGAGAAACUGAAGCCGGUGGAUUAUGAGUACCGAGAGGAGGUCCACUGGGCCACACGCCAGCCCUGCCUGGGCAGAGGCUCCUUCGGAGAGGUACACAGGAUGGAGGACAAGCAGACUGGCUUCCAGUGUGCUGUCAAAAAGGUGCGAGUGGAAAAGUUUCGGGCAGAGGAGCUGAUGUCCUGUGCCGGGCUGACUUCGCCCAGAAUCGUCCCUUUGUAUGGAGCAGUGAAGGAAGGUCCUUGGGUCAACAUCUUCAUGGAGCUGCUGGAAGGUGGCUCCCUGGGCCAGCUCAUCAAGCAGAUGGGCCGUCUGCCGGAGGACCGAGCCCUCUACUACCUGGGCCAGGCCCUGGAAGGGCUGGAAUACCUCCACACCCGCAGGAUCCUGCACGGCGAUGUCAAAGCUGACAACGUGCUCCUGUCCAAGGAUGGGAGCCGGGCAGCCCUCUGUGACUUUGGCCAUGCUGUGUGCCUUCGACCUGAUGGCCUGGGGAAUUCCUUGCUCACAGGGGACUACAUCCCUGGCACAGAGACCCACAUGGCUCCAGAGGUGGUGAUGGGCAAGCCCUGUGAUGCCAAGGUGGACGUGUGGAGCAGCUGUUGCAUGAUGCUGCAUAUGCUCAACGGCUGCCACCCUUGGACCCAGUACUUCCGAGGGCCGCUCUGCCUCAAGAUUGCCAGCGAGCCUCCGCCUGUGAGGGAGAUCCCGCCUUCCUGCACCCCUCUCACAGCCCAGGCCAUCGAGGAGGGGCUGCGGAAAGAGCCUGUCCAGCGAGCAUCUGCGCUAGAGCUGGGGGGGAAGGUCCACCUGGCGCUGCAGCGCGUGGGAGGUCUGAAGAGCCCUUGGAGGGGAGAGUACAGAGAGCCAAGACAUCUGCCGCCGGCACUCCAAGGCCAUCCGCCACCACACCCAGCCCACUCUCACCAGACCCUGCAAGCCCAGCCCGGGGAGCUCUCCCCAGGGGCCCCGGGGCCCCAGCCAGCCGAGGACACCACAGGUGGGGCCCCCAAGCUCCAACCUCCUCUACCUCCAGAUCCCCCAGAGCGAAACAAGUGCCCAAGCCUGAACUGGGGCAAGGAGGAGUCUGGGAUGUGGGAACCCUUGCCUCUGUCCUCCCUGGACCCGGCCCCCAGCAAAAACCCCAGCUCGCCAGAGCGGAAGGCCACCUUCCCGGAACAGGAACUGCAGCAGCUGGAAAUAGAAUUAUUUCUGAACAGCCUGUCCCAGCCGUUUUCUCUGGAGGAACAGGAGCAGAUCCUCUCGUGCCUCAGUGUCGACAGCCUUUCCCUGUCAGAUGACAGCGAAAAGAACCCGUCAAAGGCCUCUCAGAGCUCGCGGGACACCCUGAGUUCCGGCGUGCACUCAUGGGGCAGCCAGGCUGAGGCUCGCAGCUCCAGCUGGAACAUGGUGCUGGCCCGGGGGCGGCCCACGGACACGCCAAGCUAUUUCAAUGGUGUGAAAGUCCAAAUACAGUCUCUCAAUGGUGAACACCUACACAUCCGGGAGUUCCACCGGGUCAAGGUGGGAGACAUUGCAACUGGCAUCAGCAGCCAGAUCCCAGCCGCAGCCUUCAGCUUGGUGACCAAAGAUGGGCAACCUGUGCGCUACGACAUGGAGGUGCCAGACUCGGGCAUCGACCUGCAGUGUACCCUGGCCCCAGAUGGCAGCUUCGCCUGGAGUUGGAGGGUCAAGCAUGGCCAGCUGGAGAACAGGCCCUAACCCAGCCUCCGCCACCAGCUCCACUCAGCCAGAGGAGCCUUCCUUCUUGGCGCUCGAUGCUGCCGCUGAGCCAGGCUCAGGCAGCUCCCAGGGAUCUCAGCAGUGGGACCAGGGCAAAGGGGGCGCCAGCAAAAUGCCUCCUAGGAUUUCCACUUGCAUCCUGCCUGACCCACCGAGAGAACACCCUGUGCCCACGUGAGGAGGAGAAAGAAGUCAAGAGGCCUCUUCCCACAGGGAACAGAGAGGGCCUUCUCUGACCUGGUUCAAACGAGCUGGCCUGGCCCUCUGGAUCAGUGACUACUUGUCAGGGGAGAGCAGUUUGGGGCCCAUGAGGGACCUGCUGGUGGGUGAGCCUCUCAGCCUCUACGCAGGUCUGAGGGUGUCAAGUGCCUAAAGACCCCUACCCAGGUCCAGCACAGGACCAGGUGGCAGGUGUGCCCAGCCUUGGGUAAACAGGGCCUUCCGACCCCCUUGCCUGGCCUGGCCACUCUUCAGGCAGAGAGGGAGGGAGGAAGGCCUGACUGGGAAGUCUCCCUGGGAGAAUGCACCACGUUCUUCAGGGUAUUGCAACGCAGGUCCUGUGCUAAACGCAGUUUCAGCCAAGGACCAAAGAAGGUGUUUCAGUGACGUGGUCCUCAGUCCGCACGUUGGUGCCCCGUGGCUGCUGGCCACGCCUUCCCCAGAGCUGCAGGCGCUGGGCCCAGACUGCAGGCCCAGCACUGCCCUGACUAGCUGGCACUCGAUCCCCUCGUCCAUAAAGUGAAGGGCGAUGGCAUGAGACCUCCCUGACAGGAAGUGCCUGGGGAUAAGGAUGAAAGACAGAAAAGAAAGCAGCAGAUGUAGGCGCUACUGUUACCCGAGCCACGGCUUCCAACAUCUUGCACACCAGCUUCCCGAGACACAGCUCAGGCAUCAUGCCCACACUGACCCUGCCCUGCCCCAGGUUACGGGGGCACUGCCAGCUGCACUUUGCACUCUGAUGACCUCAAAGCACUUUCACAGCUGCCCUCCAGGAGGGCAGGUCACUAGCACAAGCAGACUAGGAGAUGGGGUGAAGGGACUCAAGUCUUGACCUGUCUCCACACAUGUGAUCCCGUCAAACCUCCAGAUUUAAGAUGAGUCUCUCCCCCCCCCCCCCCCAUUCCUCUUCAUUGCCCAGUCCAGCCUUUUCAGGGGGGAAGCUGAUCAGGACUCAUGUAGCAUUAAUCAACUGUGAAUCACUGGGAGUUGAGGAGCCUGCUAGUCUCAGCCCCUGGGGAUGAGGGGGUAUCUAUCUCCUGAGAUUCCUCCUUCGGAAAUCUUGUCCCCAAGUCUUGCCAAGGUGCCCUCUGUCCAGCUAUCUACAAGGAGCCAUCCUGCUCCCCAGGGAGAGACCCCGGCCCCCAGUACAUGAAGAACUGCAGGGUUCGAGUUGCAGGGAACUCUGUGAGCAAUAAAGUUUGGAGUAAUGACACGGA